AUGGACACGGCAACGCGGCAAUUCUCCUGUAUCGAUCUGCUGGAGCACUUGAAAGGGCAGGGCUAUCUCUACAAUCUCGGGGGGACCAAGGUUGGGAAGCUCUGCAUCGUGUCCGUAGCUGGAUUUACACUAUACACUUGGUUCCGGAGAGUAGAUGCUAGCGGUGCUGAGGAGUGGAUGCUCCACAAUGUGAUACCGUUGGAAGGAGAGAUUCUUCAGGCUACCGAGAUCCCAGAAGAUGAACUUUGUGAGCACGGGCUCCAAGUGUUCGCAUUUCUUGAUGGCAUUGUGUUUAUGUCGAUAUAUGGAGAAGAUAUUUUGCCUUCUUGGUUCCUUUCCUUCUGCCUGGAAACAAGGAAACUGGAGAAGCUGUUUAAAAGGACAUUUGACCACAUUGUGUAUCCGUACAUCAUGGGGUGGCCUACCUUUUUGAUUGGCAAUGAUAAUGAUAUGGCACUUGGCUCAGGUGUUUAG
Messenger RNA from Miscanthus lutarioriparius, 474 nucleotides. NCBI's taxonomy places the organism in Eukaryota, Viridiplantae, Streptophyta, Magnoliopsida, Poales, Poaceae. The record is from the annotation of a GenBank genome assembly.